AUGGAACCCAAGGUACAACUUUACAAAGACAUGGAAGGAGCACCAAUUGAUGCUACAGAGUACAGAAGCAUCGUUGGUUGUCUUAGAUACUUGAUGAACACAAGACCGGAUCUCUCAUAUGUUGUUGGGAUGGCGAGCAGGUAUAUGGAAAGGCCUACGGCCAUGCAUCACAAGGUGGUCAAGCAAAUACUUAGGUAUUUGAGAGGGACAAUUCACUUUGGGCUCGCUUAUGUGAAAGGUCCCCGAGAAGUCGAUAUAUUUGGCUACUCUGACAGUGAUUUAGCCGGUGAUCUCGACGGGAGGAAAAGCACAAGUGGAAUGGCAUUCUACUUAAAUGAAAGCUUAGUUUCACGGAAUUCGCAAAAGCAAAAGAUGGUGGCACUCUCAUCUUGUGAAGCCGAGUUCAUGGCAGCCACUACCGCAGCUUGCCAAGUGUUGUGGUUAAGAAGCCUUGUUAGCGAGUUAACCAAAAUGGAGCCAAGACCGGUAACAUUGUUCGUGGACAAAAAAAUCCGUGAUAGCUCUCAUGAUAAAUCCCGUAUUCCAUGGCCGCAGUAA
Messenger RNA from Benincasa hispida (wax gourd), 558 nucleotides. The record is from RefSeq and is a predicted model, not a curated record. Lineage: Eukaryota; Viridiplantae; Streptophyta; Magnoliopsida; Cucurbitales; Cucurbitaceae.